Messenger RNA from Cydia amplana, 1234 nucleotides. Its product is annotated as erlin-2-like. The coding region runs from base 34 to 1011 and encodes 325 amino acids. Gene Ontology annotation, biological process: SREBP signaling pathway. Gene Ontology annotation, molecular function: cholesterol binding; ubiquitin protein ligase binding. Gene Ontology annotation, cellular component: endoplasmic reticulum; endoplasmic reticulum membrane. NCBI's taxonomy places the organism in Eukaryota, Metazoa, Arthropoda, Insecta, Lepidoptera, Tortricidae. The transcript is spliced from 6 exons. The record is from RefSeq and is a predicted model, not a curated record.
CUAUAGUAGUGGAUUAGUGAUUUUGGUGUGAGGAUGGCUGAUCAGACGUCGGUGUUGGCGCUCGUGAUCCUGGCGGUCGGAGUCACUGUGCAUUUCUCGCUGCACAAGGUCGAGGAGGGCCAUGUCGGAGUCUAUUACCGGGGGGGCGCUCUGUUGCCAGUGACAAGUCAGCCGGGGUUCCACAUGAUGGUUCCCCUACUCACAUCAUACAAAGCCAUACAGACAACUCUGCAGACUGAUGAGGUGAAAAAUGUCCCCUGUGGAACCAGUGGGGGCGUGAUGAUCUACUUCGAAAGGAUUGAGGUUGUCAACAUGCUGGAACCAAAUACAGUUCUGGACGUAGUGCGCAACUUCACCGCAGACUACGACAAAACACUCAUCUUCAACAAGGUGCACCAUGAGCUGAACCAGUUCUGCAGCGCACACAGCCUGCACGAGGUCUACAUCGACCUUUUUGACCAGAUCGACGAGAACCUCAGGACAGCUCUCCAAAAAGACCUGAAUGAGAUGGCCCCAGGGCUACGCGUGCAGGCAGUGCGCGUCACCAAACCAAAGAUCCCCGAGGCCAUCCGCAAGAACUACGAGCUCAUGGAGGCCGAGAAGUCGAAGCUCCUAAUUGCAGCCCAACAUCAGAAGGUUGUAGAAAAAGAAGCAGAGACGGCUCGGCGCAAGGCGGUCAUCGAGGCCGAGAAAGAGGCGCAGGUGGCCAAGAUCCAGUACGAACAGAAAAUCAUGGAAAAAGAAUCUCUACAGAAAAUAGAACUCAUCGAGGACAGCAUCCACAAAGCCAAGCAGCAGACCAAAGCGGAGGCCGAGUUCUACAAUCUCAAGAAACAAGCAGAGGCCAAUAAGCAACUACUAACCAAAGAGUACUUGGAAUUGAAGAGAUAUGAAGCACUUGCUAUUAACAAUAAGAUAUACUUUGGCAAUGAUAUUCCAAGCAUGUUCUUACAGGCUAAUGUCGGUGACAAUGUUCCAAUUCCAACCCCACAAAGUGUUCAAGUGCAAUGAGUAAUAGGCAUUCUGUCAAAACAACUAGUCAGACAGUAAGUCAUACAGGGAGCAAAUGUUUUGACAAGGAAUUUAAAGGCCCUAAGUAAUUUCCAGCACCACAUGUCUCAUUGGAGUGUUGAGCUAUUUUGAGAGAUCAAUGUGAUAAUUUUUUAUCAUUAGGAAUAGUUUUACAUAGGACCGUUUCUGUGUGUUUUAUAGAACUAAGAUGUAGACGUGUAAC